This is a messenger RNA of Condylostylus longicornis, 2380 nucleotides long. RefSeq names its product ras-related protein Rab-39B (gene Rab39). The transcript has 3 exons. NCBI's taxonomy places the organism in Eukaryota, Metazoa, Arthropoda, Insecta, Diptera, Dolichopodidae. Gene Ontology annotation, biological process: Rab protein signal transduction. Gene Ontology annotation, molecular function: GTPase activity; GTP binding. The record is from RefSeq and is a predicted model, not a curated record. Gene Ontology annotation, cellular component: Golgi membrane. The coding region runs from base 457 to 1116 and encodes 219 amino acids.
UGAAAACACAUACAAAGUGUAUAAUCAAAUGAUUUUAGAAAUACUUGAUUUAUUAAUUCAAUUUCUUGGAUUAGAAUUCUUAAAAACAUUCGUAGAUCGAAUAAGUGCUUAUAUUACUCAGGCCAUAUUUUAUAUCAAAGCGAAAAUUUCGUAAUUGAUAAAAACUCAGACUUGUUGGUAAACACUGAUGAUCGAAAAAGAAAGAUCACCAUACACGCUGGAUUAUUGACAUUUUGUCAUUAGCAUAAAUACAUAAAAAAUAUUCUAUAGAAAACAAAGAUUAACAAGAAAUAAAAUUAUAUGAAAUACGCAGUAGUGUAAUAUUACAUAGAAAACAAAUUCUGGGUUACUUGAUAAAAGAACUGUAAAAAAAUACGUCAAAAGUUCUAAUAAUACAUUUUCAAUACAGGACCUAAGCUGUCAAAUAAAAUUUCUAGUUUUUUGUUGAUGUAAAUCAUGGUGGAGCCGAUUUUUGAUUAUCAAUUUCGUCUUAUUUUGAUCGGAGAUUCGACCGUAGGAAAAUCAUCAUUGUUAAAAUUUUUCACUGAUGGAAAGUUUGCAGAGUUAUCGGAUCCUACUGUUGGAGUAGAUUUUUUUGCCAGAUUAAUUGAAAUGAAAGAUGGCACUCGAGUUAAAUUGCAACUUUGGGAUACAGCCGGACAGGAACGUUUCCGUUCAAUUACAAAGUCUUAUUAUCGUAAUUCUGUUGGUGUCUUAUUAGUUUAUGAUAUCACAAAUCAUGCAAGUUUUGAGCAUAUACCAGUAUGGAUGAUGGAAGCACAAAGACACAUUGAACCGCAUCGUCCAGUUUUUGCGCUAGUUGGAGCAAAACUGGAUCUAGUCAACAAUAUGGGUGGUAGGCGUGAAGUUACAACUGAAGAAGCUCAAGCAUUUUCUAAACAGCAUGAUUUACAUUUUGUAGAAACUUCAGCUCGCACUGGGGUAAAUGUUGAAGAAGCAUUUAGAAUGGUUAGCCAGGAAAUAUAUGCAAGAAUAAAAAGUGGUGAAUAUAAAGUAGAAGAUGGAUGGGAUGGUAUUAAAACAGGUUUUACAAGACCAAAUAACCUUGAUUUUAAUUUAGUUGUUGCUGAACCUGAACAAUCCUCCUGUUGUUGAUUUUGUUAAUUUUUUAAUUAAAAAAUUUAGUUUCUUUUUUUUAUAAUUUGUAUAUUUUAUUAACACUAAACAAAAGCGUUUUGUGUUCUUUUAAAUAAAUUAUUCUGGAGAUGAUAUUAAAUUAGGUUAGACUGACACAAUGAUUAAGUAAAUCGAAAAGAAAAAAAACAUAAUAUUAAGAGAUAAGAGUAGAAUCUAAUAAAAACAGCUUGGAAAUAAAUUUUCAACUAUUUGAUUAUACAUACAUACAUAUAAAAAAUUUUGACUAAUUUAAAUUUUUUACAACUUUUGUAAUGUUUUUAUAUGUUUUUAUGUUUUUUAUUUGAAAAAAGAACAAAGAAUUUUUAAACUUAAAUUAAAUUUUUCCCAUCUUUUCUGAUUUAACUUAGUAGAAAACUAAAUCUAUUUGUAUACUUUUUAUAAAAGAAAAUCUGCUGCAGUGGAAUAAAUUAAAGAUAAUUUUAAUGUUUACGCAAAAACUAGUUAAAUUAUAUUAAUUUUAACGGUCAUGUUUAAUAUUGAACGAAUUUUCUAUGCUGCUAUAAUAAUGAACGGAAUUUAAAAUUAAAACGUCUACACAAAAUAUUCAAAAAUUUUUGUUGAAGACUUUAUUUAAAUAAACUUAAAAAAUUACAGUUUUUCAAAUGGUUUCGUUUAAAAUAUUUUAAUUAAUUUAAUUUGCAAAAAAAAAAUUAGAAAGGUAUUUUAACAAUCGUACAACUUAUUGAAAAAACGUUACAAGUGACUGUUUAAUACAUUAAUAAAUUGCAACUUUUUAAAAAUAUUACACUUCUGCAGGUUUUUGUUUUUAAAUUUACAAAUGUUGCCAAAACUUAAUAUUAUAUUGCUAUAAACUAAAUUUGAUUAAGUAGAUUUUGAUUCAUUUUUUAUGUUUAAAUAUUAACAUAAAUUUACUUUUAAAAUCUUUACAACAAAAAAUCAAAAAAUUUGAUGGUAUAGUUAGUUACCUUAGAACCAAAGAAAAAACUUUGUAUUACUCACGUAAAGUUAAAAUAAAAAAAAAACGAAUUAUAAAUUAAUAAUGUAACUUUUGUAUUUAAUUCAAUUUAAAAAUUAAUUAGGCACGAUUAUAUAAUGAAUAUAUAUUUGCAACCUGUAAAAUAGUUGUAUAAAAUUUAUCAAAUAUUUAAAUAUUUGUCUACCAGAUUGGCUGAAAUUAAGAUAAGAGUUAGUAACUUAAAUUUCUUAAUCAAAUAAAUUCAAUUACGAAAAAAAAAACAAUAAAUAUAGCAAGUUAAAGAUA